Molecule: messenger RNA, 1729 nt
Organism: Poecilia reticulata (guppy)
Lineage: Eukaryota; Metazoa; Chordata; Actinopteri; Cyprinodontiformes; Poeciliidae
Source: RefSeq, a predicted model, not a curated record
UUUAAACUGAACUCGUUCUAGUUAGCUUCACGCGAACGCGGAUGAAUCGAGUAUAAAACUGUAAGUUCGUGUUUCCGGUGAAGGACACUUAACGGUCUAAGCUUUUACAACGGUUGGUUAAAAAAAAAAAAAAAAAACAAAGAAAGAAAGAAAAAAACAUCCAGCCUGUCAACGGUCCAACUGUUUUUAACCGUCAAGCCAGAGAGAAUACUUCUGUGGAGCUAGCAUGUCUGGAGAACAGAAGAGUGGUGGCGGAUGGAGGAAAACUUUAUGGAAUCCAGAGAAGAAACAGUUUCUAGGGCGAACAGGGGAGAGUUGGCUUAAAAUCUCCGUGUUCUAUGUGAUUUUCUACGCUUUCCUGUGUGGGAUUUUCAUCGGGUCCAUUCUGGUUUUGCUAAUGACGUUAAGUGCGUACAAACCCAAAUACCAGGACAGAAUUGUUCCCUCAGGUCUGUCAUUCAAACCCUACGCCCCCAACUUUGACAUCAAAUUCAAGAAGGACGACCCGUCUUCAUAUGAGUCGUACGUCAAGAGCUUGAAGACGUUUAUUGAGCAAUAUAAUGAUGAAAAACAGACUGACGACAUGAAAUAUGAGAAUUGUGGAGCCACCCCGAAGCCAUACACUGAACGCGGCGAACUCGAAAGUAAAGCGGGACAGAAGAAAAGUUGCCGCUUCAGCCGAAGCGAGCUGGAAGGCUGCUCCGGGCAAAACGACACCACCUUUGGCUUUAAGGAGGGAAAGCCGUGCCUCAUUGUCAAGCUCAACAGGAUUAUCAAUUUCAGACCUAAACCUCCUUCCAUCAACGAUUCGCUUCCAGACGCUCUGAAAGGCAAAUCCUUUGAUAACUUCAUCCCCGUUCACUGCACUUGUUUGAGGGAGAAAGACAGAGGCAAGAUCGGAGAGAUCAAGUACUUUGGCUUCGCGGGGCGCGGCGGUUUCCCUCUCCAGUACUACCCUUACUACGGCAAAAUGCUGCAUCCCAAUUAUUUGCAGCCUCUGGUGGGCAUCAAGUUCACCAACCUCACUAUGAACAGGGAGGUCCAGGUCGAGUGCAGAGUGUACGGGGGCGGCUGGCCUUACACGAAGGACAGCCAUCGUGGAUACUUUUACGUUCACUUCACUGUGAGACAGUGACCCCAUACCCGAUGGUGGCAAAAUGAAAAAAAGAAAAAAAAAACGUAGAGAGAUAUUCAAGAGUUCAGACAACGGCUCUGAACGUGUGCUUAUACUUGAUUUUUCGUGUUUUCUGACCAGAAUUAAAACAGAAUCUAAGAUACAGGGCGGUAGUAAUAGCAAAUACUCUUUCUACAGUUAAUGUUGGGGUGGGACGGGGGAUGAUUGUGAUGUUCAUCGAUUAUUGUAAGAACUUGCAGUUUCACUACUGAUAUGUAGGGAGCUGUGUUUUUGUCGCCAUGGUGUUUUAUCCUUAUGUGGUUUAUAUAUUGAAGUGUCCAGGCGUUGUAGGGUUCUGUUUUAUUUUGACUUUAGUGCUCAAGGUGUGUAUCUGUGCUCCCAUGCCCGGGCAAGUGUUCAUUUAUGUGAGUGCAUAGAAGUUUUGUCAGUGUGUUUAGACAAACCAAAAUACUAGGUUGGUACUCUGUACCUUUAAGGUGUUAAGAUGAUUGUGUUAUGUUUUGUUUGUAUAAAUUUUCCUUAUUCAAGUUUGCCGUUCAAGAAUGUUUGUUCAUGUUUUGUUCAGCUUCACAAUAAAAUUGGUUUUGGAUAGGA